This is a messenger RNA of Cryphonectria parasitica EP155, 1555 nucleotides long. RefSeq lists its product as uncharacterized. Bases 317 to 1555 code for a protein of 412 amino acids. The record is from RefSeq and is a predicted model, not a curated record. Lineage: Eukaryota; Fungi; Ascomycota; Sordariomycetes; Diaporthales; Cryphonectriaceae. The transcript has a single exon.
GUCCUCUGUUCCCUUUCACGAUAGCUUCUUCCUCAGCAUCGUACCGGCCUCGACUUGAUGGCCUAUCGUGAACCCCCUUCACCUACUCAGAUUAUACAAUCGACUUAAGCUGACUGUCUGUCUGUCUUGGACUGGCGUAAGACAUCCGAUCAGGGUGUGAGACUGUUUGUUCACUACUAUUUGUUCAUACUUGAGGGGCCAGUUUUUACUACUCCUGACAAAGCUUUGGCCUCUGUCCUUUGCUUCUCUUCUUUUUUCUUCCUCUUUCUUCUUCCUCUUCUCGUUUCAGUGACCGUGCGCAUAAUCAUCCGUAGCCAUGGGCUCCCAUACUCACGAUCUCCCGCCGGCAAACUCACCAGACCUCGGGCUGGCAGAAUCCACCAAAGCCGAGCUUCUUCACGUAUGGGGGCUUCACCAUCCCAUGUGGGGAGGACCUCUCAAUUAUGAAGAUUAUCUGAAGAGGGAGGAAUUUCUGAUGACUGUGCCCCUGGCCAAGAAUGGGGGUGUCACCCAUUGGAUCCUGACGGACCGAAAUGGCGUCCCAGACAACAGGCCCAUUUAUGCCAGCUGCGAGACGCUGCGCAAGCGUGCCCUCGCCAGUCGGCUCGGCCCUGACGGAGAGGUGACCGUGCAAGAGGGCAUCGCCCACAACGUGGGGUCUGUCUUCACCAACCCCACAUACCGGGGCAAGGGCUACGCCUCGAGGAUGAUGAGCGAGCUAGGAGAGAAGCUGAAGGAGUGGUCUGUAGCACGCAGGGAGCCCAAGGCCGACGAGAAGGAGUCGGUCGUCACACGCUCGCUCUUCUCGGUCCUCUACUCGGACAUUGGCAAGGCCUUCUACGCAAACCACGGCUGGGCAGCAUUUGAGAGCUCUCACCUCAGCUUCAAGCCUGCCACUGCCGCCGCCUCCUCGGCCUCUACACCUGGUAGUGCAUCAUCCUCACCGAGCAAGGUCAAGGUGCUCGGCUACCACGACCUCGCCCUCUUGUGCCGCGACGAUGAAGGGAUUGUGCGCACAGAGAUGGAGCGCCGCGCGAAACAGCUGCCGUCAACAGGCGGCAAGAAGCAGGUGUGCGCGGCGCUGGUGCCAGAUCUGGACCAGUUCCUGUGGCACAUGAUGCGUGAAGACUUCAUCACGAAGCAGAUGUUUGGCAAGACGCCCGAGGUCCGUGGCGGCUUGUAUGGCGAGCCUGGGCGGAGGAUCUGGGCUGUCUGGACGCGGGGGUAUUAUGGCAACCUGGAGAAGAUCGACAACAACACGUUCCACAUCCUGCGCUUCGUGAUCGAGGACGAGGACAGCGCAUCCGAGGACUACGUCGUGGAGGGUCUCAGGGAGAUCAUCUCGCUGGCCCAGCGCGAGGCCUUGGAGUGGCGAUCCUUUGAUAUCCAGAUGUGGAACCCCUCGGCGCUGCUGCUGAAGGCGGCCGCCAAGAGCGGGCUCGAGUACACGCUCGUGGACAGGGAGCAGAGCAGCAUUGCCAGCCUGAUGUGGUAUGGCGAUGAGGAGACGGCUGCCGUGGACUGGGUUGCGAAUGAGAAGUUUGCGUGGGGUUGA